GUCAGAGCAAGACGCACGCGGGUCUGUGUCGGGAGGCAGGGGAGGGAGGGAGCUCCUGCCUUUUACGUUCACCAGAAGGCUGCUAGUAGCUCGACAGGAGAGGAGGAGAGAAAGAGAAGGGAAAGAGGGGAGGAGAGAAGAAGAGAGUAGAAGAAGGGAGGGAAAGGAAGCCCAAGCCUUGGAGACAAGUGACACCCGAAAGCACCGAAAGAGGACAGGUGUACCAUGUCGUCCGACCAGACUUCUCAGCCCACCGUGCCACCUCUCCACUCUCCAAAGUCACCCGUUUGGCCCAUUUUCCCCUUUAAUAGGGAAGGAAGCCGCAUCUGCGAGAGGGGUAGCCACCUUCUUCGAGACUUGCCAAGCCCCCUCCCCACAAAAAGAACCAGGACAUACUCUGCAACGGCUCGGGCUUCUGCUGGUCCUGUCUUUAAAGGUGUAUGUAAGCAGUUUUCACGCUCCCAGGGCCAUGGUUUCAUCACCCCGGAGAAUGGCACAGAGGACAUAUUUGUCCAUGUUUCUGACAUCGAGGGAGAGUAUGUUCCAGUAGAAGGAGAUACGGUCACAUACAAAAUUUGCCCGAUCCCACCAAAGAACCAGAAGUUCCAGGCUGUGGAGGUGGUUCUCACCCACUUAGCUCCACACACAAAGCAUGAAACAUGGUCAGGGCAAAUCAUUGGCUCUUAAACUGCUUUUUGGGCUUGCAGGUAAUCUGCACCAGGAAAUGGAGGCGGAUGGCAUGGGUGGGUGGUGUUGGAAUUCAUUACUGGAGCAAUGGAAGAGGCCUGGCUGGCUAAUCUUACUUGCAGUGUAACAUGUUUGCAUUUAUAUCUUGUCUUUUCUAAGAUUUACCUUAUUGGGGAGGGAAGUAGUAAAUGUAUUUUUUUUCCCAAUGUUGGCAAGCAGGAAGUGGAAAAGUAGGUGGAUUUGUCAUGAAUUCCCAGUCAUACCAAACUGAGCAAAAGCAAAGCUCUUG
Molecule: messenger RNA, 976 nt
Organism: Anolis sagrei ordinatus
Lineage: Eukaryota; Metazoa; Chordata; Lepidosauria; Squamata; Anolidae
Gene: CSDC2
Product: cold shock domain containing C2
Biological process (GO): regulation of mRNA stability
Cellular component (GO): cytoplasm
Molecular function (GO): mRNA 3'-UTR binding
Source: RefSeq, a predicted model, not a curated record